Messenger RNA from Orbilia oligospora ATCC 24927, 1617 nucleotides. RefSeq lists its product as uncharacterized. The transcript has 3 exons. Bases 1 to 1617 code for a protein of 538 amino acids. The record is from RefSeq and is a predicted model, not a curated record. Gene Ontology annotation, molecular function: aspartic-type endopeptidase activity. Gene Ontology annotation, cellular component: fungal-type vacuole. Gene Ontology annotation, biological process: proteolysis. Lineage: Eukaryota; Fungi; Ascomycota; Orbiliomycetes; Orbiliales; Orbiliaceae.
AUGGAAAGCAUUGGUAUCAGCGAUUCUCUACGGCGGCGGGAAACCACCAUCCCGUUUCCAGUCGAGGUUGAUCCUUCGCAAGAAUGGGACGGCAAGGACGGACCUUGGUCAACUUUUGCUGUGCGGAUCGGGACACCGCCACAAGUAGCCGGAAUUCUCCCCGGCACAGGAUCGAAUCAACAGAUGGUGGUCCUCCCCGAGGGAUGCAUGUCAUCGAAGGAUACAUCAACAUGCCCGAAUCUGCGUGGGUUCACCUUCAAGAUGAACGAAUCUACGACAUGGGAAAAUAAUACACUUUAUUCUUCGACCUCGAUAUAUGAACUUGGCGUUGAGAAGAGACUAGGCUUCGAGGGGAAUGCGAUUUUCGGAUAUGAUAAUAUGGUAUUAGGUUGGUUAGGAAGUGAUGGCCCGAAUACAAGUAACCAAAGCAUCGCGGGUAUUGCGACAAAGGAUUUCUUCCUCGGAGUUCUCGGGCUCAAUCCAAGACCGACCAAUUUCUCGACGUUCAAUAAUCCUGUCCCCAGCCUUCUGCAGAACCUUAGGGAUGCCCAGAAGAUACCAAGCCUAUCGUGGGGCUAUACAGCUGGAAACCAAUACCGAUUUAAUAACGUCUUUGGCCAGCUGAUUCUCGGAGGCUACGAUAGCUCACGAUUUGUUCGUAACAAUAUAUAUAUCCCGUUCGACUCUCAGGAUCUAGUAGACCUAAGCGUCAACAUAGAACGUAUCACCAGCUCAGAUGCCGAUGGGACACGAGCACUAUUACCAUCAAGCGGUAUAAGCGCCUACCUCGACUCUUCAGUCUCAUAUAUAUGGUUACCGCUUGAUGCAUGCCAAAGAUUUGAGGAAGAGUUUGGCAUCACCUGGAACGAUAGUUUGGAACUCUACCUAGUCAACAAUACGCAGCAUGAAAAACUUCUCACCCGAAACGCCAGUAUCGUAUUCAGAAUUGGCCAUUUUUCGACAAACCAAACUGUUGAUAUCACAUUUCCAUAUGCCGCUUUCGAUCUUACACUCAGCUACCCAUACACUACCAACCCAGCCCGGUACUUUCCGCUGAAGAGGGCGGCCAAUGAUAGUCAAUAUACGCUGGGAAGAGUAUUCUUCCAAGAAGCAUAUGUAAUUGCAGACUACGAAAGAAAGAAUUUCUCGGUUUUUCAGUGCAACUGGGAUGCCAGUGGAAAGAAAGAUAUCGUAGCAAUCAUCUCCCCGCAAGAUGUUCAGCUUCCCCAGGAUUCGGACAGCUCUUCCUCAAAACUACAUACAGGAGCUCUCGCAGGAAUUGCGAUCGGUGUAGUAGUUGGUAUUAUCAUCGCAGUCUACUUGAUCUUCAGAUACUAUAUGAAACCAAAAAUCAUACAGAACGGAAUCAGCAGGUCGGGCCCAUCAAUAGAUUCUAGCGAAGGGGACAAGCGUGGAGAAAUCGAGGACCUGCCACCUCCCACUCCAUACCAAAUGCAUCUCUGGGCUGCCAAUGAAGAUGCAGAGAGUGAUGUCAGUGGCGCUUCAAUUAGAUCGGAAAACAUGACUAUUGCAUCUUCUAUAGUACCUAGCCAACGAACCCAGCGUACCGACCGCGGAUCGAGCCCCACGCGAGACAAAUCCAACCCCUUAGUUUAA